AAGUACACGCAGAAGAUUUUAAGAAGAGAGAAAAAACGGAGGUACAGAUAAAGUUUACUGACACUUCUCACUUAACAGAGCAGCAUUACUUAGAAAAAAAGGCUUGCGGGAGUAUUUUUAAUUCAUACAUUUGCCUAUGGCUACAUAAGGAUUUCUCAAAGAAAAAAAGCAUGGCAGGAAGCCCUGAAUGCCACUUUUCUGUCUGGGCAAUUCUAGCCUUCUUGGGCUUAGCUCUGACUAUAUCGCUGAUCUUCAACAUUUUCCACUACGUGGAAAAGCAGCGACAAGAAAAAAUAUGCGCAUACUCCGACGACUACUUUCCCAGGGAAGAUGAGUAUGAUCUUGAAGAUGCACCAAUUUAUGGUAACGUAGAUAAUGUGGCCUUAGAACCAGUGGAUGAAAACUGCUACGAACAGAUGAAAGCACGACCAGACAGAUCUGUGAACAAACUGCAAGACGCCCCACGUUCUCAGGAAACUGAAGUAAGGGUGUGCUAUGCCUCACUAGAUCACAACAAUGAGGGGAAGCGAAGAAAGCCCAAGAAACAGAAAACUCAUUUGUCAGACAAGGAUGGAGAGGGGCAGAUGCAUGCAAUGGAUAUCAGCCUUUCUAAGACCACUUUGGUGGACAGUUUCCCACCGGAAAGCGAGGCAAUAGAGGAAAACAUUCAUGAUGAUCCCAUCAGGCUGUUUGGAUUGAUCCGUGCACAGAAGGAAAGUUUACACUCACUGGACUACGAUCCAGCUCAGUGAACUGGCUCUUGCUGGACGCAUUUGUCAAAGAAAUGAAGACCCAUUCGACACAGCAUGACUUGUCAGGGUGAUGAUCUGAUUGUCUGUUGGUGGGAUGGUCGCGUACCUUUUAUCCAGAAGUUAUGUUAUGCAUGCCAAAUGGAAUACCAUACACAUUAGCUAUUUAGUUAUUUGAAUUCACUUAAAAAACACCUAUGUAGUCAAAUGUGAAUAAAAUAAAGUUUGCAGAUUGAUCCUGAUAGAAGCUAUAACUUCAGAACAAUGCUCAGGAUAUAAACCUGCCCCGAAAAAAGGUUUUAAGCAUAUGUUCUUGAUCAUGUUGAAAGAAGUCAAUAUUUUUUGUUUUUAAAGUUCUCCUUUCUGAAUGUGAAAUACCCCAUAAUUGGAGGAAAUUUCUGAUUGAAAGGCAUGAGAGGCAUUUAAACUUAUUUCUAAGAGUAGAGGGGUAGGCUUCUUAAUAUUUUCCACAAAUGGAAAUUUUAGUUCUAGAAAUUAUAAAAAUUAAUGCAUACUCCUUAUGACAGUAAAUAGUAUCAAAAAUAAUUUAGAUAUUCCACUAGCCAGAGAUAAUUGCUAGGAUCAACUUUCUAUAUAUUCUUUUAGAUAUUUUUCUCAGUGUGACCAUACAUAUACCCAUAUAUAGGCCCACUAGUUUUUUUUUUAAACAAAAUAGAAAAAGGGGGAAUGAUGAUUGUACACAUAUUAUUUAAACUUUUUUCACUUAAUAUAUCAUAAAUUUCUUUCCACUGUUAUUUUUAACUAUAACUAUAGUUAAUAAUUUUAAUUUAAUGACUGCAGAGUAUUUCAUUGAUGAUUGUACCAAAACUUAAAUAAUUUUGAAGUACAUUUAGCUCAUUUCCAAUCUCUGGGUUUUUGCUUUUACAAAUAACAUUUUAAUGAGAAUCCGUCUUUGCACAUGUUUGGUACUGGUCUGACUUUCUUGUGGCUAAAUGUCUAGGAAAAGGAUUGCUGCUUUAAGAGGUGUGCAUUGUAUAAGGCUCUAUAGAUUAUAUUUCUGAAAGGCUAGCAGUUAGGUCAAAGUGUGUGCCCUAUUUAAACGCUAAUAAGUGCUCUUAAAUUGCUCUCCAAAAUUUUUUUUCUAAAAUGCUUUCUCUCUUGCUCCAUUUGGAGUAGACAGUUGGGUCAAAAUCACUGAACAAAAACAUUAUACGUGACAGCUAUUGCUCCUGCCCUCUGACUAGAGCUUAGAAGAUUUUAGUGACUCUUCAAUUAUCUGUGGCGCUCCUGUGGCAGUUGAUGCCGUCAGUUAAACAAUGAUGAUGGAAACAGGCUCUGCACCCAUUGAACUAGGCUAGGAUAGAAGAUGAGCAUUAGGUUAAAGAAAAGUGUGAAGUG
Messenger RNA from Odocoileus virginianus texanus, 2108 nucleotides. RefSeq names its product T cell receptor associated transmembrane adaptor 1 (gene TRAT1). Gene Ontology annotation, biological process: negative regulation of receptor recycling; positive regulation of T cell receptor signaling pathway. Gene Ontology annotation, cellular component: T cell receptor complex. NCBI's taxonomy places the organism in Eukaryota, Metazoa, Chordata, Mammalia, Artiodactyla, Cervidae. The record is from RefSeq and is a predicted model, not a curated record.